Xenia sp. Carnegie-2017 is the source of this 630-nucleotide messenger RNA. Its product is annotated as 60S ribosomal protein L17-like. The record is from RefSeq and is a predicted model, not a curated record. The transcript has 5 exons. Gene Ontology annotation, cellular component: ribosome; cytosolic large ribosomal subunit. Gene Ontology annotation, biological process: cytoplasmic translation. The coding region runs from base 29 to 589 and encodes 186 amino acids. Lineage: Eukaryota; Metazoa; Cnidaria; Anthozoa; Malacalcyonacea; Xeniidae. Gene Ontology annotation, molecular function: structural constituent of ribosome.
AGCCUUUUCAUUUUCUGGUUUUCGAAAGAUGGGUCGGUACUCCAUUGAAGCAGAAAACCCCACCAAGUCAUGCAAAGCAAGGGGGUCUAACCUUCGCGUACAUUUUAAAAACACGAGAGAAACAGCUCAGGCCAUUAAACACAUGCACAUUCGUAAGGCAAACCGUUACCUGAAGGAUGUUGUUGCUAAAAAGCAAAUUGUGCCAUUUAGAAGAUUUAAAGGUGGUGUUGGACGGAAGGCACAAGCUAAAAACUUUAAUGUUCCAGGAUCGCAAGGUCGUUGGCCAAAAAAGAGUGCCGAAAUCUUGCUUCAACUUCUUAAAAAUGCUGAAAGCAAUGCUGAAUUAAAGGGCUUAGAUGUGGAUUCUUUGGUUGUUGAGCACAUUCAAGUUAAUCAAGCUGCCAAAAUGAGGCGUAGAACCUAUAGAGCACAUGGUCGAAUCAACCCCUACAUGAGUUCUCCAUGUCAUGUGGAAAUGAUCCUGGCUGAAAAAGGACAGAUUGUACCUAAGGCAGAAGAUGAGAUGGAGGUCAAGAAAGUUUCCAAGAAAAAAGAAAAGAGGGAGAAAAUGAAGUCUCGUGAUAUGUAAAUCAGACCUCUUGUACAAAUAAAUGACAAUUUUGAAGAUAA